Messenger RNA from Prinia subflava (tawny-flanked prinia), 5649 nucleotides. RefSeq names its product PR/SET domain 16 (gene PRDM16). Gene Ontology annotation, molecular function: histone H3K9 methyltransferase activity; protein binding. The record is from RefSeq and is a predicted model, not a curated record. The transcript is spliced from 17 exons. NCBI's taxonomy places the organism in Eukaryota, Metazoa, Chordata, Aves, Passeriformes, Cisticolidae. Bases 78 to 3878 code for a protein of 1266 amino acids.
CAAUGCUGGGGAGAUGAAGAUAGUGUGUAGCUGCUUCUGGGCUCAAGGAGGAGGAGAGGAAUCCACACGCCGACACGAUGAGAUCCAAGGCGAGGGCGAGAAAACUGCCCAAAAGUGACAGCGAGAUUGUAAAUAAUAUGUACGAGACCGACCCCGAUCUCCUUGCUGGCGAAAGCGCAGAGGAGGAAACUGAGGACAGUAUAAUGUCCCCCAUCCCUGUGGGACCUCCGUCACCCUUCCCCACCAGUGAGGACUUCACUCCCAAGGAGGGCUCACCCUAUGAAGCUCCCGUCUACAUUCCUGAUGACAUUCCAAUCCCACCAGAUUUUGAACUCAGAGAAUCUUCGGUCCCAGGGGCAGGGCUAGGGAUUUGGGCCAAAAAGAAGAUUGAAGUUGGGGAAAGAUUUGGACCCUAUAUGGCAGUACAGAGGAGCACAUUAAAGGAAACAAACUUUGGAUGGGAGCAAAUACUGACUGAUCCUGAGGUGACCUCCCAGGAGGGCAAUAUAAAAAAGAUUCCCGAUGCCCUGGGCAGUGAGAAGUUCUGCGGGGACGCCGGCCAGGGCGGCGCUGGGAACUGGCUGAAGUACAUCCGAGUGUGCUGCUCCUGCGACGAGCAGAACCUGGCUGUGUGCCACAUCAACGAGCAGGUCUAUUAUAAAGUUAUUAAGGAGAUUGAGCCGGGAGAAGAGCUCCUGGUGUGUCUGAAGGAAGGAGGUUAUUCCCUGGGGAACAUGGCACCCAGCAUGGAAGAGGAGCCCUCGUUCCGCUGCGAGGACUGCGAUGAGCUCUUCCAGUCCAAGCUGGACCUGCGGCGCCACAAGAAGUACGGCUGCGGCGCCGUGGGCGCCCUGUACGACAGCCUGGGCGACGACAUCAAGCAGGAGGGCCUGGCAGAUGGACAGGUCUACGAGUGCAAGGACUGUGAGAGGAUGUUCCCCAAUAAAUACAGCCUGGAGCAGCACAUGGUGAUCCACACCGAGGAGAGGGAGUACAAGUGUGACCAGUGCCCCAAGGCUUUCAACUGGAAAUCCAACCUGAUUCGUCACCAAAUGUCUCACGACAGUGGGAAACGGUUUGAAUGUGAAAAUUGUGUUAAGGUGUUUACGGACCCCAGCAACCUCCAGCGGCACAUCCGCUCGCAGCACGUCGGGGCGCGGGCGCACGCCUGCCCCGACUGCGGCAAGACCUUCGCCACCUCCUCGGGCCUCAAGCAGCACAAGCACAUCCACAGCACUGUCAAACCUUUCAUAUGUGAGGUCUGUCACAAGUCCUACACGCAGUUCUCCAACCUGUGCCGCCACAAGCGGAUGCACGCGGACUGCCGCACGCAGAUCAAGUGCAAGGACUGCGGGCAGAUGUUCAGCACUACCUCCUCCCUCAACAAGCACCGGCGCUUCUGCGAGGGCAAGAACCAUUACAACCCCGCCGGCAUCUUCGCCCCCGGCCUCCCCCUCACGCCCACCUCCAUGAUGGACAAAUCCAAGCCCUCUCCCAACCUCAACCACGCCAGCCUGGGCUUUAACGAGUAUUUCCCAUCCCGCCCGCACCCCGGCGGGAUCCCCUUCUCGCCAGCCCCUCCGGCCUUCCCCGCCCUCACCCCGGGGUUCCCGGGGAUUUUUCCGCCUUCUCUGUACCCCAGGCCCCCUUUGUUACCACCCACGCAACUGCUCAAAAGUCCCCUGAACCACACUCCGGACGCGAAGCUCCCCAGCCCCCUCGGGAACCCGGCACUGCCGCUGAUCUCCGCGGUGAGCAACAGCAACCAGGCCCCUUCGGGGGAGGAGAAAUGUGAAAGCAGCCUGGAAAACUCCUACCUGGAGAAGCUAAAAGCCAGGAACAGUGACAUGUCCGAUGGCAGUGACUUUGAGGACGUUAACACAACCACGGGCACGGAUCUGGACACCACGACCGGCACCGGCUCUGACCUGGACAGUGACGCGGAGAGUGACAGGGACAAAACGAAAGACAAAAGCAAACAAAUCGAGACCAAGCCAGAUUUCAUCAGCAGCUCGGUGUCUGCGAGUUCCACCAAUGCCACGAGCGAGAUCCCUCUCUUCUAUUCUCAGCAUUCCUUCUUUCCUCCCCCCGAGGAGCACCUGCUGCCCACCACGGGGGCGGCCAAUGACUCUAUUAAAGCUAUCGCCUCCAUCGCAGAGAAAUAUUUCGGGCCUGGCUUUAUGGGGAUGCAGGAGAAAAAGAUGGGUUCGCUCCCGUAUCAUUCCAUGUUCCCUUUCCAGUUCCUCCCCAAUUUCCCCCACUCCCUCUACCCUUUCACGGAGAGGACCCUCAAUCACAACUUGCUGGUCAAGGCAGAACCAAAGUCACCCAGGGACCUCCACAAAGUCGGCGCCAGCAGCUCGGAGUCCCCCUUCGAUCUCACCACGAAGCCAAAAGAGAUUAAGCCAAUCCUGCCGCCCCCCAAGGUCCUCCCGGCCCCGUCCUCGGGGGAGGAGCAGCCACUGGAUCUGAGCAUUGGCAACCGCAUCCGAGCCAGCCAGAACGGAGGGAGAGAGCCACGGAAAAACCACAUUUAUGGGGAGAGGAAGCUGAUGGCGAGUGAGGUGUUACCUAAGAUUUCCCAGUCCCAGCUGCCUCAGCAGCCUUCCCUGCACUACGCUAAGCCAUCGCCCUUUUUCAUGGACCCCAUCUACAGCAGGGUGGAGAAGCGGAAGGUGACAGACCCCGUGGGUGCCCUCAAGGAGAAGUACCUGCGACCCUCCCCGCUGCUUUUUCACCCCCAGAUGUCAGCCAUCGAGACAAUGACGGAGAAGCUGGAGAGCUUUGCAGCCAUGAAGGCCGACUCUGGCUCGUCCCUGCAGCCCCUUCCCCACCACCCCUUCAACUUCCGAUCGCCGCCGCCCACGCUCUCCGACCCCAUCCUGCGCAAGGGCAAGGAGCGCUACACCUGCAGGUACUGUGGCAAGAUCUUCCCACGCUCAGCCAACCUGACGAGGCACCUGCGGACACACACGGGGGAGCAGCCUUACAGGUGUAAAUACUGCGACAGAUCCUUCAGCAUCUCCUCCAACCUGCAGCGACACGUGCGGAACAUCCACAACAAGGAGAAGCCAUUCAAGUGCCACCUGUGCAACAGGUGCUUUGGCCAGCAGACCAACCUGGACAGGCACCUCAAGAAGCACGAGCACGAGAACGUUCCAGUGAGCCAGCACUCCGGAGUCAUCACCAACCACCUCGGGACCAGCGCCUCCUCCCCCAACUCGGAAUCAGACAACCAUGCACUUUUAGACGAAAAAGAGGAUUCCUAUUUCUCGGAAAUCAGAAAUUUCAUCGCAAAUAGCGAGAUGAAUCAAGCGUCGGCUCUAGCAGAUAAAAGGCCAGAAAUCCAGGAUAUCGAUGGCAAUUCCCAGUGCCACGGACUGGCAAACGAGAAGACAGAAGAUGUGGAUGAUGAGGACGAAGAACUGGAAGAGGAAGACGACGACAGCCUGACUGGGAAGUCCCAGGACGAGACGGCGUCGCCCACAGCAGAGCCCCGGGGAGCGUUCGAGGAUGAGGAGGAUGAGGAGCCCACGUCUCUCACCAUGAGCUUUGACCACACCCGAAGGUGUGUUGAGGAGGACGAAGCCGGCCUGUUAGAUUUGGAGCAGAUGCCGAAUUUUGGGAAGGGGCUGGAUCUCCGCAAAGCGGCCGAGGAAGCAUUUGAAGUUAAAGAUGUGUUUAAUUCCACCUUAGACUCUGAGGCAAUAAAACAGACUCUGUACAGGCAGGCUAAAAACCAGGCUUAUGCAAUGAUGCUGUCCCUGUCUGAGAACGCUCCCCUCCACGCGUCCUCCCAGAACUCUCUGGGGGCUUGGCUGGACAUGGCAGGAGCAGCUUCAGAGUCGGGGACCUUUAACCCCAUCAACCACCUCUGAGAGGGCCACAAGGCACUGGCCGGAGCCCGGGCGAGGCGGCCGUGGUGCUGCAGCCAUCCCAGCAAAAUCCCAGCCAGCAGAAGAUGGAUGAGAGGGCCUCAGGGAGUCGUCUGGACUUUGGGCUGAGAAGGAAACCUGUCACACCCGACCUACACGUCCUGCAUUUUUAUCUCUCCGGAGUUCUCCUUUCUAAUUUAUCAGAAUGAACCUCUCCCAAACUGGAUAACCCUGAAGCAGCCCCGGGAUUUUACAGCCUGUAGGAAUAGCAUGAGCAAGACACGAAUUGCAACAGUGCAAUCAAAGAUUGGCCCCUCCAACCUUCCAAACCGGUGUCACUGAGCCAGCACAGCCUGAGCAGGGAUGACAGAUUGGAACCACACGGCAGCAUUUCCUUCCCAUCCAGCUGAAUGGUGAAGCACCAAGGGAAGAGAGCCAGGUGUGACCUGUCCUUGGUGCAAUUCUGACACAGCCACUGGAGUCACGCCAGGGAAAGGCAAAUUCAACCCAUUUGACUGACCCCCCGAAAGAAUUCGGAAUUCUGCACUCCCACAGAAACACCGUCCUGUCCUGUGUUCCCAGCAAAACACUGGCACAGUGCAAAGCUCCUCCAAGGUGAGGCCACAUCACCUGCAGCCAUUGUGAGCCACAUGCAGGUCCCAGCUGAGACAUCUCCAGCCUGGAACUGUGCUGAGGUUGGGGUGACAGAUGUGUCACAGGGACACGGCUGGUCAGCUGUGCCCUGAGCAGGCCUGGGAGAGCUCCCUGCCCCUCCUGGGAGUGCCUGGGACAGAGCUGAGGUGGAGCUCCUGGGAACGCUUGGAUUUCCCCUGGCACAGAGGUCACAGGGUAAAGCCUUCCCCGGCUGUGCAUAAGGAAACAUGUGCUGGGCAAGUCUGGCCUCACCCAGGGCAGCUCGGACACAUCUGUGUCACCUCCAGGGGGUUUCAGGGUGACAUCACCCCGUGCUGAUGGUAUCUGGCACAGAUCUCUGAUUCACACCUUGUUUUGGCCUGGUUUUCCUUCUGCUCCGCCCGCUGCUGCUUGGCCGUGGUUUAAGUAGAAAGAUGAAUAUUUCCAUGCUCCAGCAGCCUGAGGGGUGCAGAGCACAGAGAUAAGAAUCCUGUUGUCUCUAAAAUUUCUCAGAGAGAUUUUAUGAGUGAUUUCCAAUCACUCCAAAGCCACAUCUUCUCUACUGAUAUAAGGCAGCCUCAACAAAUCCUGUGGGCUUUGUGCUGUUCUCUGCUGCAAUUCCCAUCUGCUGCUGGAGCAGGGGAUUUGGAGAUGACAUUCCUUUAUGGAAUGGUUAGGAAAGCCAUGGAGAAGGGCAGAUGGAGGGUUCUAAGCCAGUCCAGUGUGGGAAGCUUCAUUCCAGCAGGCCAAAAAACAGAACCAGCUCCCUGAGUGAAGCAGAGUUGGGUAUGACACCUUUGCAAGUCAGCUUUACACCCCAAAACACACAUGAGGUUGAUUUUGGGGAGCCUCAGACAGGCCCCACAGGAAAGCAUCCAGGGUGCCUGUGGUACAGAGGGUACAAAAGGUAACUUAGCAACACCAGUGUGUUUCCCAAGAAAAUUUCCCCUCCCCUUUUCGGUUUUCCACAACAUCCUGUGAAAGUGCCCAAGGCUCUGAGAGCACCAGGCGGUGUGACCGAGCUGCUUCAUGUAUUUGCACAAAGCUCCUGGGUGGGCAGAGCCUGAGAGCCGACCCUGCCGGAGGAAUCCUGGCUCUGCAGAGGAGAGGGACAGCCCUGUCCCCUCCUCAUCCCAUCCCA